AUGGAGCUCCUUGAUGAUAUUGGAGGCAUAGAUUGUCAAAGGUGGAUCUUUAUUUAUGAUCAACAAAAGGGAUUGAUGUCAGUUUUCGAUGAUAUCUUGAAUGGAGUGGAGCACAGACUUUGUUUACGCCAUUUGUACAACAAUUACAAGAAAAAAUUUGGUGGUGGCUUGCUCAUUAGAGACCUUAUGAUGGGUGCUGCAAAGGCAACAUACCAUAAGGAAUGGGAAAAAAAAAUGAGUGAGUUAAAAAAUGUGAAUGUUGAUGCUUUUAAUUGGUUGAUGAGUAUACCCACUAGAAUUUGGUGUAAACAUGCUUUUAGUGCAUAUCUUAGGUGUGAUGUGUUCAUCAAUAACUUAUCUGAGUCUUUUAAUAGUACAAUUCUAGUAGCAAGAGACAAACCUAUAAUUUCAAUGAUGGAAUGGAUUAGGUCAUACAUAAUGAGUAGGUUUGCCAGCCUUAGAGAAAAAGUUGAUACAUAUUCUGGUGAUGUUAUGCCUAAACCAAGGAAGAGGUUGGAUAAAGAGGUUGAAAAGAGUGGCAAUUGGCUUCCUGUUUGGGCAGGAGGUUCAAAAUUUGAAGUAACUCAUGGCUUUACAAUGGAUAAGUUCAUAGUAGAUUUAAGUAAUCACACUUGUACUUGUUACUUUUGGGACUUAGUGGGAAUCCCAUGUAGACAUGCUGUUGCGACAAUUCAUUACAAAUUAGAAAUCCCAGAACAAUAUGUUCAUCCUUAUUAUAAGAAAGAUGCGUAUAGAACUUGUUAUGCACCUAUCAUAACUCCUAUCAAUGGCCAACAACUUUGGCCUACAUCCGAGUCUGCACCACUACUUCCUUCCAUAUAUAAAACACCUCUUGGGAGGCCAAACAAAUUAAGAAGGCGUGAAACUGAUGAGUAUGUCAGCCACUCAAAAUUGUCCAAGAAACAAAUUGCAAUGAAAUGUAGCAGUUGCAAUGCUUAUGGCCACAAUGUUAGAAGUUGUAAAAAGGGGCAGAAAAGCAAGGAAAUAAGGAAUGCCUCUGCAACAACUUCUACUUCAGCUGCAAGACGAUCUGCAUCAACUGGAAGGGCUGGAUGUGCAUCAGUUGGAAGGGCUGGAUCUGCAUCACCUGGAAGGGCUGCAUCUGCAUCAGCUGGAAGGAGAUCAAGAAGAGAUGAGGAAGACAUCCGUCUAGGGGGAACAAGACUGGCUGGACACAUUAUAGGGUCUCAAGCAAGUUGCAAUUGA
Vigna radiata var. radiata (mung bean) is the source of this 1227-nucleotide messenger RNA. RefSeq lists its product as uncharacterized. The transcript has 4 exons. Gene Ontology annotation, molecular function: zinc ion binding. The coding region runs from base 1 to 1227 and encodes 408 amino acids. The record is from RefSeq and is a predicted model, not a curated record. Lineage: Eukaryota; Viridiplantae; Streptophyta; Magnoliopsida; Fabales; Fabaceae.